Pteropus alecto (black flying fox) is the source of this 2103-nucleotide messenger RNA. RefSeq names its product prolactin regulatory element binding (gene PREB). Gene Ontology annotation, molecular function: protein binding; GTPase activator activity; guanyl-nucleotide exchange factor activity. The transcript is spliced from 9 exons. Gene Ontology annotation, cellular component: endoplasmic reticulum membrane. The coding region runs from base 237 to 1493 and encodes 418 amino acids. The record is from RefSeq and is a predicted model, not a curated record. Gene Ontology annotation, biological process: protein secretion. NCBI's taxonomy places the organism in Eukaryota, Metazoa, Chordata, Mammalia, Chiroptera, Pteropodidae.
CAGGCGGGGUGCGCGUGCGCACUGAGCGUCAGGGAGACCCGGGUUAGGUGCCUGGGACAGAGAACCGGUUGCCGUGUGUGAUUAGAGUUUUGGCAACCCGCCCCUUGUGAGAGGGGUCAGGAGUGCUGCCGGCGGUGACCGAACCAAAUUCAGCAGCGGCUGGGGCAAGAAUCGACGGCCGGGCGUGGCAUGUCCCAGGUGCCGCGGUGCGGACAGUGAAGCCGGCGGGGAGCGGCAUGGGCCGGCGCCGGGCGCCAGAGCUGUACCGGGCCCCGUUCCCGCUGUACGCGCUUCAAGUCGACCCCAGCACGGGGCUGCUCAUCGCUGCGGGCGGAGGAGGCGCCGCCAAGACAGGCAUAAAGAAUGGUGUGCACUUUUUGCAGCUAGAGCAGAUUAAUGGGCGCCUGAGCGCCUCCUUGCUACACUCCCAUGACACAGAGACACGGGCCACCAUGAAUUUGGCCCUAGCUGGUAACAUCCUUGCUGCAGGGCAGGAUGCCCACUGUCAGCUCCUGCGCUUCCAGACCCACCAGCAGAAGGGCAAAAACAAGGCAGAGAAGGCAGGUUCCAAGGAGCAGGGGCCUCGCCAAAGGAAGGGGUCAGCCCCAGCAGAGAAGAAAUCUGGAGCUGAAACCCAUCAGGAGGGAGUAGAACUCAGAGUAGAGAAUUUGCAGGCGGUGCAGACGGACUUUGGCCCUGAUCCACUGCAGAAAGUCGUAUGCUUCAACCAUGAUAAUACCCUGCUUGCCACUGGAGGGACGGAUGGCUACAUUCGUGUCUGGAAGGUACCCAGCCUAGAGAAAGUGCUGGAGUUCAAAGCCCAUGAAGGGGAGAUUGAGGACCUGGCUUUGGGCCCUGAUGGCAAGUUGGUAACUGUGGGCUGGGACCUUAAGGCCUCCGUGUGGCAGAAGGAUCAACUGGUGACACAUCUGCACUGGCAAGAGAACGGACCCACCUUUUCGAACACGACUUACCGCUACCAGGCCUGCAGGUUUGGGCAGGUUCCAGACCAGCCUGCCAGUCUGCGACUCUUCACAGUGCAGAUUCCUCACAAGCGUCUGCGUCAGCCCCAACCCUGCUACCUCACAGCCUGGGAUGGCUCCACCUUCUUGCCUCUUCGGACCAAAUCCUGUGGCCAUGAAGUCAUCUCCUGCCUUAGUGUCAGUGAAUCGGGUACCUUCCUAGGCUUGGGCACGGUCACUGGCUCUGUUGCCAUCUACAUAGCUUUCUCUCUCCAGCGCCUCUACUAUGUGAGGGAGGCCCAUGGCAUUGUGGUGACAGAUGUGGCCUUUCUACCUGAGAAGGGUCGUGGUCCAGAGCUCCUUGGGUCCCACGAAACUGCCCUGUUCUCUGUGGCUGUGGAUAGUCGUUGCCAGAUGCACCUGCUACCCUCACGGCGGAGUGUUCCUGUGUGGCUGCUGCUGCUGCUAUGUGUUGGGCUUAUUGUUAUGACCAUCCUGCUGCUCCAGAGUGCCUUUCCAGGUUUUCUUUAGCCUCACUGCUCCCAGGGAAACAGGGGCCUGGACACUGCCACCUUCUGGACCAGAGUGGAGGCCUGGACCCUGUUGCUCACUCCACCCGGGUCCACCACAACUAAGGUGUCCUCAGAUGAGACUUGAUGGGUACUGCCUGCGGCUCUGUGCAACUCUGAACCCUGGGAACCCUGCAUUCAUCAUCUAUGGAUCCACCCAAGACAGUGGUGUCUGCAGCCCAAGCUACACCUCCUGCCUCCUUUCCUCUGCCCACCAGAGGCUCCAGAGUUGAGUCUGUCCUUUCUCCAGAAAUAUGUGAAGAUGCCCCAGAAUCUGGAGGCAUUGCUAUCCUUCCUGCAGAAAUAAUCCAUUUCUCCUUCUCCCUUCACAAUCUGUGGCCAGUUGCUCUUCACAUGAGCCCCUGGCAUUUGCUGGCCUGUGACUUGCUGUUAGAGAAAGAAGAGGCAAAAGGUAAUUUGUGGGUUCAGCUAGAUAGCUCUAAGCCAGCCAGGGUAAAUAUGAAGUAAAUUCCUGGAUGGCCUAACCUAGCCUUGAGAAAAGGGAAAGUGAACCUCAGCCCAUUUGGCAGGAAAGGUUUAUAUUUAAUAAACAAGGGAAGACUGAACUGAGA